AUGAUUUUUGUGAUAUCUUUAUUUCCGUUUAGGGCGUCACGGCCACGUAAGACCGUUGACUACCUCCAAGCCGCCCAAGGCUACACGCAAGACGACGAGGGCAACGAAGACUAUGUCGAGGAGGAUGAGGUGACUCCGGACGAAGAGGAAGAGAUCGGCGUGGAGGAAGUGGAGAAGGACAACGAGGAGGCGAAGGACACGGAGGUGGACGACGACGAGGAGGGUACGGAGAACGUGGAGGGCGAGGGGGAGGUGAAGGACGUGGAGGACGACGAGGAGGCGAAGGCCAUGGGGGACGUGGAGGACGACGAGGCGGCGAAGGGCAAAGAGAUGGCGGGUAACAGCGCCAUGUCCGCCGUCGAACCCGCGGUCGGCCCGAACGAGAAACAUGACGACACCACCGCCACGCACAUGAAGGCCAAGUGGGACGGUGGCAUGGCUGCAGCCGUAAUCGACGAUGAUGACUUGUUCGGCAGUGAGGACAAAGAAGAGACGGCGAACGCCGUGGAGGACAAGGACGUGGUGGCGGAGGACAACGACAAAGGCGCUGGCAGCAAGCGGCAAGUGACGGCAAUUUUUACGCGCGAAGAAGCCGCAGCUGAAGCCGCUGUCCAAGCGUCGAGUGCCAGCCGUGCGGCAGCUGCUGCUUCUUCCACGACGGCUAGGAAGAAAGCUACAGCACGAAAGCGCAAGCCGCCCCCGGGUCGAAGUGCAGUUGGUGCUUCACCUCCCAAACGUGCGAAAGUUGGGAGGAAGGAAAAGGAGCAGGCUGUUAUCACGUCAGCAAGUGACCAGCCGCCACCACGUCAUCGUGAGCGCCGCCGCACUGAAACGUGGGAGGAGCGGGAGAAGAUGGUCAAGGCGCACAACACAGUCGGCAAUUUGAAGCCACCUCUUGCCAGGAAGUCGUUCGCCUAUUGGGGCGAGUUCGAGGCAGCGCUCAAUGCCUAUCAAGACGCGAACUUGGUGCUCUACCGCGUUCGGAGCUCGCAAUCGAAAACGAACCACGACGGUCUACCCGGGGUUCAAAAGCUCCCCGAUCACUUCACCCACAAGUUCAAGGCGAUGUGGUGCACCCACGGCGCUAAACAAUCUUCGCGAGGUGAAGGCCUUCGGGAGAGUGGCCAGCGGUACACAGGCUGCGAAGCGAGCUUCACUGUGCGCUCUGUCAAGACCACCAAGACCAUCUACGAGUCCUACACGCGCGGCAAAUCCCUGCUGCUACCAGCAGCCGUGCACAAGGACCUCGGUCUCAUGGCCGAGGUGCAAACCAGUACGCCGGGGAUCAACCGCUACCUCUCGGGCAAGCUUGGUGGGUGUUCCUGGUGA
Phytophthora sojae is the source of this 1329-nucleotide messenger RNA. RefSeq lists its product as hypothetical. The record is from RefSeq and is a predicted model, not a curated record. The coding region runs from base 1 to 1329 and encodes 442 amino acids. Lineage: Eukaryota; Oomycota; Peronosporomycetes; Peronosporales; Peronosporaceae. The transcript is spliced from 5 exons.